This is a messenger RNA of Carassius auratus (goldfish), 1845 nucleotides long. RefSeq names its product deoxynucleoside triphosphate triphosphohydrolase SAMHD1-like. Gene Ontology annotation, biological process: dGTP catabolic process. Gene Ontology annotation, molecular function: dGTPase activity. The transcript is spliced from 20 exons. Lineage: Eukaryota; Metazoa; Chordata; Actinopteri; Cypriniformes; Cyprinidae. Gene Ontology annotation, cellular component: nucleus. The annotation marks the transcript as partial. The record is from RefSeq and is a predicted model, not a curated record.
UCUGCAGAUUAACAUCAUCAUCGUUUUCAACUACAUACAAGAACAUCAUCAGAUAGUUGAGAAGAAGAAGAGAUGUCUGCAUUUGAAGGUGCAACAGAUGUGAGCAAAAUCGCUGAGGAAUUGCAGAAAAACUCCCUAGACUUUUCAAAGGACAUCAUGAAGAUCUUCAAUGACCCCAUUCAUGGUCACAUUGAGCUGCACCCGCUGCUGGUGAAAAUGAUUGACACUCCUCAGUUUCAGAGACUUCGAUACAUUAAACAACUGGGAACGAAACAUCUAGUGUAUCCGGGUGCCACUCACACUCGCUUCGAACACUCACUUGGUGUGGCACAUUUAGCAGGCUGUCUUCUCAAGACACUAAAUGAGAAUCAGCCAGAACUCAACAUCACCAAACAGGAUUUCCUGUGUGUUCAGAUCGCUGCCCUGUGCCAUGACAUGGGUCAUGGUCCGUUCUCUCAUUUGUUUGAUGGCAUGUUCAUCCCUAAAGUCCGGUCUGAUAAGCAUUGGGAGCAUGAGCAGGCAUCUGUUGACAUGUUUCGCUGCAUGAAAAGGAGGAAUGGACUGGACAAAGAGAUGAAAUUCUAUGGACUGGAUUUACAGAAAGACAUCAAAUUCAUUGAGGAAUUAAUUCUGAAAGGACAAAAGGAUGGCAAGUGGUCAAUGAAGGGCAGGACUGAGGACAAAUCCUUCCUGUAUGAGAUUGUGGCAAAUAAAGUGAACGGCAUUGAUGUGGACAAAUGGGACUAUUUGGCUCGAGAUUGUUAUUAUCUCGGCAUUCCAUGUGGUUUUGACUCUCAGCGUCUGCUAAAAUCUGCUCGAGUUUGUGAGGUGAACAGGAGGAAACACAUCUGCUUCAGAGACAAGGUGGCAGAUAACAUUUAUGGCAUGUUUCAUACCAGAUACACUCUUCAUCGUCAGGCUCUUCAGCACAAGAUCGGCUACAUCAUUGACGUCAAGAUUAACGAUGCUCUUGUAAAAGCUAAUGACAAGCUGAGUCCAGACAGCAAGAUCUCAGAUGCCAUAGACAACAUGCUAGAGUACACCAAACUCACAGAUCACAUCUCCGAUCAGAUCCUGAACCCGUCAGACUCAAAUCCAGGUCUGGCUGAAGCCCAAAGGAUUCUGCAGGGUGUUGUCAACAGACGGCUGCCAAAGUUUGUGGGAGAGGCUCGACUAAAUGAAGACAAAUUAAAGGAAAAGCUGACAAGCCAUUGGGAGGACAAGGUCAAUAACCAUAGUCUGGAUCCUGAGGACACAAUAUUUUGUGAAAAAAUGCUGAAGUGCUUGAAAGACCAUCCUGAGGAAGCCUUCAAGAACAAAGUGUAUCGGAAAAUACUGCUGCUCAGUUUGGAAGAUCAGUCUGAUGAAGCCUUCAAGAUUAAGGAAAUACAAAAUGACAGCUUGAAAGCCGCCAAGCCUGUUAAAGCCUUCAAGAUUGAAGUGUAUAAGAUAUUACUGAAGGAUCUCUGGGAUGAUAUGCUGUUGGAAAAAAAAAUGAAGGCAACGGACUUUGAAAUUUAUGUUCUUGAGAUGGGUUUUGGUGAAGUGGGCAAGGAGCCUAUUGAUAAUGUUCAUUUCUACAGCAAGAGUGACCUGAAAACAGCUUUCAAGAUGAAGAAGCACCAGGUGUCCAGCCUUAAACCAGAGAAGUUUCACGAAUUUCUUGUGAGAGUCUAUUAUGAUCCUGAGGAUCAGGAGCAUCAGAAGGAGGUCCAGCAGAAAGCUCAGAAGUGCUUUCAUGAGUGGUGCAAAGACAAUGAAAACACAUUCAUUGAUUUCGGGCAUGAUGCAGGUGAAGAUGAUGUUGAUGAAGAAGAGGAGUAUGAGGAAACUUCUACAAGCAAG